AUGAAAGCGCUGGACCGAGGCUGCAACCGCGGCUUGAAUAGCUGCGCGUCUGCUCCGCGCGGGCUCGGGGUGGGAGGGAGGCGUUCACUUCGCUAUCGGGGAGAAAGGGGCCGGCCCCUGGGAAAGGAGCCUUUGACGGUGCCAGCGGAACUCGUGUCUGUCAGGUCGCUGCGAGUGAACGAGUCCCGGUUUCCCACAGGGUGGAGAAAGAGCAGCUGGCCUCGCUUAUUGUUCCAAGAAAUUGAAAGCCUGUUUCCUGCCAUUCUCAAUCUCGCCAGCAAUGCCCACAUCAGCACCAACGCCACCUGCGGCGAGAAGGGGCCUGAGAUGUUCUGCAAACUUGUCGAGCAUGUGCCGGGUCGGCCCGUUCGAAACCCACAGUGCAGGAUCUGCGACGGCAGCAGCGCGAACCCCAGAGAACGGCACCCAAUAUCAAAUGCGAUCGACGGCACCAAUAACUGGUGGCAGAGUCCCAGCAUUCAAAACGGGAGAGAGUUUCACUGGGUCACAAUCACUCUGGACUUAAGACAGGUCUUUCAAGUUGCAUAUGUCAUCAUUAAAGCUGCCAACUCCCCUCGACCUGGAAACUGGAUUUUGGAGCGUUCUCUGGAUGGCACCGCCUUCAGCCCCUGGCAGUAUUACGCAGUCAGCGACACGGAGUGUUUGACCCGUUACAACAUAACUCCAAGACGGGGGCCACCCACUUACAGGGCCGAUGAUGAAGUGAUCUGCACCUCGUAUUAUUCCAGACUGGUGCCGCUUGAGCAUGGCGAGAUUCAUACAUCAUUGAUCAAUGGCAGACCAAGCGCUGAUGACCUUUCCCCCAAGUUGCUGGAAUUCACUUCUGCACGAUACAUCCGCCUUCGCUUACAACGCAUUAGGACACUCAAUGCGGAUCUCAUGACCCUGAGCCGCCGGGACCCUAAAGACCUGGACCCUAUUGUUACCAGACGUGUGAGUACAGGCCAGACCUUCUGCCACUGUGGAAGGCUCAUCUUGAAGCUACAGUGUCAAUGUGAACAUAACACCUGCGGAGAGAGUUGCGACAGGUGCUGUCCCGGGCACCAUCAGCAGCCCUGGCGGCCGGGAACCAUUUCGUCUGGAAACACAUGUGAAGCUGAUAACUUGUCACUGGUGUCCCCUUAUGAGGACAAGCCUUGCCAUCCCUGUGACUGUGACCCUGUGGGGUCCCUCAGUUCUGUCUGUAUUAAGGAUGACCUCCAUGCUGACUUACACAAUGGGAAGUGGCCCGGUCAGUGUCCAUGUAAGGAAGGUUAUGCAGGAGAAAAAUGUGAUCGUUGCCAACUCGGCCAUAAGAAUUACCCAAGCUGCGUCCGCUGUGACUGCAGUCCAGCUGGCAGUGUGAAUGACGAUCCGUGCACAGAGCCCUGUCUUUGUAAGGAAAACGUCCAGGGGAAAGACUGUGAUCGCUGCAAGCCGGGAUUCUACAACCUGAAGGAAAGGAACCCGCAGGGCUGCUCCGAGUGCUUCUGCUUCGGCGUUUCGGAUGUCUGUGACAGCCUGUCUUGGCCCGUUAGUCAGGUGAACAACAUGUCCGGGUGGCUGGUCACUGACUUGAUCGGUCCCAGCAAGGUCCCGUCCCAGCAGGAUGUGCGGGGCAGGCGUCAGCAGGUCAGCAUCAACAACACGGUGGCCACGCAGCGGCUGGCUGCACAGUACUACUGGGCGGCCCCCGCCGCCUACCUGGGGAAUAAGCUGACUGCGUUUGGUGGAUUGCUGAAAUACACAGUGUCUUACGAUCUUCCAGUGGAGACAGUGGACAGCGGCCUCAUGUCACACGCGGAUGUCAUAAUUAAGGGAAAUGGACUCACUCUAAUCACACAGGCCGAGGGCCUGUCAUUGCAACCCUACGAAGAGUACUUCAAUGUGGUUAGACUUGUGCCUGAGAACUUCAGAGAUUUUUAUAACAAAAGGGAGAUCGAUCGUGACCAGCUGAUGACUGUCCUUGCCAAUGUGACACAUCUUUUGAUCAGAGCCAACUACAAUUCUGCAAAAAUGGCUCUCUACAAGUUGGAGUCUGUCUCUCUGGACGUGGCCAGCCCUAAUGCUAUAGACCUGGUGGUUGCUGCGGAUGUGGAGCACUGUGAAUGUCCCCAAGGCUACACAGGGACCUCCUGCGAGGCGUGCGCGCACAACACUACCGGGGACCACUGUGAGCGGUGCUUGCCCGGCUUCUACGGGGAGCCUUCCCAGGGGACUCCCGGGGACUGCCAGCCCUGCGCCUGCCCUCUCGCCACGGCCUCCAACAAUUUCAGCCCCACCUGCCACCUGGAUGGAGGAGAGGAAGUGGUCUGCGACCAGUGUGCUGUGGGGCAUUCGGGGGCUUGGUGCGAGAGAUGCGCAGACGGUUACUAUGGAAACCCGACAGUGCCCGGGGAAUCCUGUGUGCCGUGUGACUGCAGCGGCAACGUGGACCCCCUGGCGGCCGGUCACUGCGACGCAGCCACCGGGCAGUGCCUGAAGUGCGCGGGGAACACGGACGGCGCCCACUGCGAAAGGUGCGCGGACGGCUUCUACGGGGACGCCGUGACCGCCAAAAACUGCCGCGCCUGUGGAUGCCACGAGAGAGGCUCCCUUUCCGCCGUGUGCCACCUCGAGACUGGACUCUGCGACUGCAAACCGCACGUCACCGGACAGCAGUGUGACCAGUGCUUGCACGGCUACUACGGGCUGGACUCGGGGCGCGGCUGCCUGCCCUGCAACUGCAGCGUGGCCGGCUCCACGUCGGAUGACUGCACAGACCAAGGCCAGUGCCGCUGCGUCCCCGGUGUAGCGGGAGAAAGGUGUGACAGGUGUGCCCACGGCUUCUACGCGUACCAGGAUGGUGGCUGUACACCCUGUGACUGCCCGGACACCCAGAACACGUGUGACCCGGCAUCUGGAGAGUGCGUGUGCCCGCCUCAUACUCGGGGGCUGAAGUGCGAGGAAUGUGAGGAUGCCCACUGGGGCCGCCACGCGGAGAAGGGCUGCCAGCCCUGCAAUUGCAGUUCUGUGGGGUCGACCGGGCAUCAGUGUGACGUGCUCACCGGCCAUUGCCAGUGCAAGUCGGAAUUUGCUGGACAGCACUGCGAUCAGUGCUCUUUAGGCUACAGAGACUUUCCAGACUGCAUUCCCUGUGACUGCGACCUGAGGGGGACAUCACGGGACAGCUGUGACCCGGACCAGGGUCUCUGCAGCUGUGCGGAGGAAACCGGGACCUGCUCUUGUAAGGAAAAUGUCAUUGGCCUCCAGUGCAGCCAGUGUCGACGGGGCACCUUCGCUCUCCACGCGGACGACUCCCUGGGAUGCAGCCCCUGCUUCUGCUUCGGGCUGUCCCACCUCUGCUCGGAGCUGGAGGGCUAUGUGAGGACCCCAGUACUGCUGGGCUCAGAUCAGCCUCUUCUGCGAGUGGUUUCUCAGAGUGACCUGAGGGGCACGACCGAGGGGGUUUACUACCAGGCCCCUGAUGUCUUGCUGGACGCGGUGACUGUCCGGCGGCAUGUCCACACAGAGCCGUUCUACUGGCGGCUGCCGGAGCAGUUCCAGGGGGACCAGCUCCUGGCAUACGGUGGCAAACUCAAGUACAGCGUGGCCUUCUAUUCCUCGGAUGGCAUCGGCACCUCCAACUUUGAGCCUCAAGUUCUCAUCAGAGGGGGUCGGGCCAGAAAGCAAGUCAUCUACAUGGAUGCACCAGCCCCGGAGAACGGAGUGAGGCAGGAACGAGAAGUAGGAAUGAAAGAGAAUUUCUGGAAAUAUUUUAACUCUGUUUCUGAAAAACCUGUCACACGCUCGGAUUUUAUGUCUGUCCUUAGCAAUAUUGAGUACAUCCUCAUCAAGGCAUCGUAUGGCCAAGGAUUACAGCAAAGCAGAAUCUCAAAUAUUUCAAUGGAGGUUGGCAGAAAGGCUGACGAGCUGCACCCAGAGGGAGAGGCCGCAUCCCUUCUAGAGCACUGUCUCUGUCCUCCUGGCACGGCGGGAUUUUCAUGUCAGGACUGUGCUCCUGGGUACCACAGAGGGAAGCUCCCAGAAGGUGGGGGCAGGGGCCCACGCCCUCUGCUUGCUCCUUGUGUGCCCUGCAGUUGCAACAACCACAGUGACGCUUGUGACCCUGAAACUGGAAAGUGUCUGAACUGCAGCGAUAACACGGCAGGUGACCACUGUGAUGUGUGUGCUCCUGGCUACUACGGGAAGGUGACUGGCUUGGCCAGCGACUGUUCUCUGUGCACCUGUCCUCACAACCACCCUGCCAGUUUUAGUCCUACUUGUGUCUUGGAAGGUGACGGUGAUUUCCGCUGUGAUGCCUGUCUUCCGGGCUACGAAGGACAAUAUUGCGAAAGGUGCUCCUCGGGCUACCAUGGGAACCCUCAAAUGCCAGGUGGCAGUUGCCAGAAGUGUGACUGCAGCCUGCACGGCUCUGAGCACAGCGAGUGCGACCGCGUGUCUGGGCAGUGCGUCUGCAGGCCCGGGGCCUCGGGGCUGCGGUGCGAGGAGUGUGAACCGAGGCACGCGCUGGUGGAGAGCCACUGUGUCUCGUGCAACGACGAGUGUGUAGGUGUGCUGCUGAACGACUUGGAUGACAUCGGCGAUGCCAUCCUUUCUACGAACCUCACCGGCACCGUCGCUCUCCCCUAUGGGAUUUUGUCAGACCUGGAAAAUACAACUGAGUAUCUCCGGGAAUCUUUAUUAAAACAAAAUAUGCAAAAGGAACUGGCAAAAAUUAAACUCGAAGAUGUUGCAGAACGGACGGACAACCUGCAAAGGAAGCUCACUAGAGUGCUGACAAGUAGCGAGGAGGCCAAUAGGGCGACUGAGAGAAUCCUCAGUGACGGCGAAGACCUGGCCGCGUUCGUCGAGAGGCUGCAGACGAGCAUCAGAGAAAUUAUUGAAAAGACAACAACUUUAAAUCAGACCUUGGAUGAAGAUUUCCAGCUACCCAAUUUGACUCUUCAGAAUAUGCAACAGAACAUUACAUCUUUGCUCGAAAUCAUCCGGAAAAGGCAUUUCACGCAGUUGCACCAAAAUGUCACCCUUGAACUCAAGGCUGCUGAAGAUUUAUUGUCACAAAUUCAGAAGAAUUACCAGAAGCCACAGGAAGAGUUGGAGGUGUUAAAAGAAGUCGCAAGCCGCCUCCUUGCAGAGCACAACAGUGACCUGCGGGCAGCAGAAGCACUUGUGAAGGACGCCGAGGCAAAGAGCCAGGAAAGUGACCGCCUGCUCCUCAUGAUCAACGCCAACCUGAGAGAAUUCCACGAUAAAAAGUUGCGUGUUCAAGAAGAUCAAAACUUGACCUCAGAGCUAAUCGCCCAAGGAAGAGGAUUGAUAGAUGCUGCCACCGCGCGUGUAAAUACCGCACAAAAUGCUCUUGCACAGUUAGAGCAUCACCAGGAUGAGCUACUUUUAUGGACUGCCAAAAUCAGGCGUCAUGUGGAUGACCUGGUCAUGCACAUGUCCCAAAGGAGAGCACCAGACCUGGUCUACAGAGCAGAGGACCAUGCAGCUGAGCUCCAAAGACUAGCAGGUGUUCUGGACAGUGGCCUUGAAAACAUCAGACAUGUGUCCCUGAAUGCGACCAGUGCAGCCCACGUCUAUUCCAACAUCCAGAGCCUGAUCGAAGAAUCAGAGAAACUGGCAGAAGACGCUCACAGGAUCGUGACUAAGGUAAGCCCGUUCUCAGAACCCCUCGAGUCCAACGGCAAAGUGGCUCUUCAGCGCAGUUCCAAAUUUCUAAGAGAAGGCAACAACCUCAGCAGAAAGCAUCAAGGUAUUGCAUUGGAACUGAGUAGAUUGAGAAAUACAGCAAACAGAUUUCAAGAGAGUGCUGAUAAAAUUACCAGGAAGACCAAUGAAUCACUCUUGAUACUUAGAGCAAUUCCUGAAGGUGUGGGAGACGAAGGGGCCAGAACUAAGGAGCUGGCUGCGUCUGCAAAUCAGAGUGCAGCCAGCACGCUGAGCGCCGUCGUGGGACUGAGCCAGAAGCUGCUGAACACGUCGACCGGCCUGGCCAGGGUCAACGCCACAUUGCGGGAGACAAACGAGCUCCUGCACGACUCCACCGUGACCACUCUGCUAGCUGGAAGAAAAGUUAAAGAUGUGGAAACUCAAGCCAACCUUUUAUUUGAUCGGUUGAAGCCUUUGAAGAUGUUAGAAGAGAACCUGAGCAGAAACCUGUCAGAAAUUAAACUGCUGAUCAGCCAGGCCCGGAAACAAGCGGCGUCUAUUAAAGUUGCCGUGUCUGCAGACAGAGAUUGCAUCCGUGCCUACCAGCCUCAGAUUUCUUCUACGAACUAUAACACCUUAACACUAAACGUUAAGACGCGUGAACCCGAUAACCUUCUUUUCUACCUCGGUGGCAGCACCAGCUCUGAUUUCCUUGCAGUGGAGAUGCGGCGAGGGAAAGUGGCCUUCCUCUGGGACCUGGGCUCCGGGUCAGCACGGUUGGAGUUUCCAGACUUCCCCGUCGAUGACAACAGAUGGCACAGUAUCCACGUAACCAGAUUUGGAAAUAUCGGUUCAUUGAGCGUAAAGGAAAUGAGCUCAAAUCAAAAGCCACUGACGAAAACAAGUAAAUCCCCUGGAACAGCCAACGUUCUGGAUAUAAACAAUUCAACACUCAUGUUCGUUGGAGGACUUGGAGGUCAAAUCAAGAAAUCUCCUGCUGUGAAGGUUACUCAUUUUAAAGGCUGCAUGGGAGAGGCCUUCUUAAAUGGAAAAUCGAUCGGCCUGUGGAACUACCUUGAAAGGGAGGGCAAAUGUCAUGGCUGCUUCGGAAGUCUAUAUGAAAAAGAUAUAAAGAGAUUUCACUCCUCUUACCGAAUUAAAGACUUUUUAUCCAUCGAGCUGGUCCAUGGCAGAGUGAAAGUUAUGGUUGACCUGGGUUCGGGGCCCCUUGCUCUUAUUACAGACAGACGUUAUAACAAUGGAACCUGGUACAAAAUCGCCUUCCAGCGAAACCGGAAACAAGGACUCCUAGCAGUUAUUGACGCACAUAACACCAGUUAUAAAGAAACCAAGCAGGGCGAGACUCCGGGAGUGUCUUCUGACCUCAAUCGUCUAGAUAAGGAUCCGAUUUAUGUGGGUGGAUUACCUCGGUCAAGAGCUGUAAGGAAAGGUAUCACCAGCAAAAGCUACGUGGGCUGUAUCAAGAACCUGGAGAUAUCUCGAUCGACCUUUGAUUUGCUCAGAAACUCCUACGGAGUGAGAAAAGGCUGUACGCUGGAGCCCAUCCGAAGCGUCAGCGUCUUGAGAGGCGGCUACGUGGAAUUGCCACCCAAGUCUCUGUCCCCAGAAUCAGAAUUGCUGGCCACAUUUGCCACCAAGAACAGCAGUGGCAUCAUCCUAGCUGCCCUCGGCAGGGACGCGGAGAAGCAAGGUCGCGGGCAGCCCCACGCGCCCUUCUUUUCCAUUCUGCUGAUUGAAGGCCACAUCGAGGUGCACGUCGGUCCUGGGGACGGGACGAGCCUGCGGAAAGCCCUCCUGCAUGCUCCCACGGGCACCUACAGCGACGGACAACCGCACUCCAUCUCCGUGGUUAGGAAUCAGAGAAUUAUCACUGUCCAAUUGGAUGAGACCAAUCCUGUAGAAAUGAAGUUGGGUCCAUUGGCGGAGAGCAGGACAAUAGACGUGUCCAACCUGUACAUAGGGGGAGUUCCAGAGGGUGAGGGGUCGUCAGUGCUCAAAAUGAGAAGAUCGUUCCAUGGCUGUAUCAGAAACCUGAUCUUCAACCUGGAACUUUUGGAUUUCACCAGUGCAGUUGGCUACGAACAAGUGGACUUGGACACCUGCUUGCUUUCAGAAAGGCCUAAGCUGGCUCUUCUUGGAGAGGACAGGGAGCUCCCGCCAGAGCCCCGCGCGGUUCCUGAGCAGUGUGCGGUGGACCCAGCUCCGGAGUAUGUGCCCGGCGCUCACCAGUUUGGCCUCACACAAAGCAGCCACUUCGUGUUGCCUUUCAAUCAGUCGGCUGUCAGAAGGAAGCUGUCGGUGCAGCUGCGCAUGCGCACGUGGGCCUCCAGCGGCCUGGUCUACCACAUGGCGCAUCAGAACCAAGUGGACUACGCCACGCUCCAGCUCCACGGCGGCCGCCUCCACUUCAUGUUCGACCUCGGCAAAGGCCGGACAAAGGUCUCUCACCCCGCGCUGCUCAGUGACGGCAAGUGGCACACGGUCAAGACAGAGUAUUUUAAAAGAAAAGGCUUCAUGACGGUUGAUGGCCAAGAAUCCCCCAUGGUGACCACGGUGGGAGACGGAACCACGCUGGACGUGGAAGGGAGGCUGUACCUAGGCGGCCUUCCCUCUGAGUACCGGGCCAGGAACAUUGGAAAUAUCACCCACAGCAUCCCUGCCUGCAUUGGGGACGUGACAGUGAACGGCAAGCAGCUGGACAAGGACAGCCCAGAGUCUGCCUCUGCAGUGAACAGGUGCUACGCAGUGGCCCAGGAAGGAACUUUCUUUGACGGAAGUGGAUACGCAGCUCUUGUCAAAGAAGGCUACAAAGUCCGGUCAGAUGUGAACAUCACACUCGAGUUUCGUACCUCCUCAGAGAACGGCGUCCUCCUGGGCAUCAGCAGCGCCAAAGUGGAUGCCAUUGGGCUAGAGAUUGUAAAUGGCAAGCUCUUGUUUCAUGUCAACAACGGUGCUGGGAGGAUAACGGCCGCAUACGAGCCCAGGGCUGCCAGCGUGCUCUGCGAUGGGAGGUGGCACACGCUGCACGCUAACAAAAGCAAACACCGUGUCACUCUGAUUGUUGAUGGAAAUGCAGUAGGUGCUGAAAGCCCACACACCCAGUCCACCUCGGCGGACACCAACAAUCCCAUUUAUGUCGGUGGCUAUCCCGCUGAUGUAAAGCAAAACUGCCUGGGCAGCCGCGCCUCGUUCCGGGGCUGCCUGCGGAGGCUCACAUUCACCAAGGGCCCGCAGGUGCAGCCCUACGACUUCAGCGGCGCUUUUGAACGACAAGGAGUUUUCCCUCAUUCGUGUCCCGGCACUGAGUCCUGAACUUCAGGCACAAUCCUCAGUUGGAACUAUUGCUAGUAUCUUGAGGGGAAUUAUAUUUGUGAAUUAAAGUCUCUUCGGUUCAGAUUUCAUUUCCAACUCAGGUUAAGUGUUUCUAGAGAGCUACGUUGUGUUUGUUAAACUAAAACCACAUGUACAACAGAUACCUCCAUUAAAUAGUCUAAAA
Molecule: messenger RNA, 9175 nt
Organism: Propithecus coquereli (Coquerel's sifaka)
Lineage: Eukaryota; Metazoa; Chordata; Mammalia; Primates; Indriidae
Gene: LAMA1
Product: laminin, alpha 1
Exons: 61
Coding region: 1-8991 (2996 amino acids)
Biological process (GO): cell adhesion; regulation of cell adhesion; blood vessel morphogenesis
Cellular component (GO): basement membrane
Molecular function (GO): signaling receptor binding; extracellular matrix structural constituent
Source: RefSeq, a predicted model, not a curated record